Messenger RNA from Daktulosphaira vitifoliae (grape phylloxera), 801 nucleotides. RefSeq lists its product as uncharacterized. Bases 1 to 801 code for a protein of 266 amino acids. The transcript has 2 exons. The record is from RefSeq and is a predicted model, not a curated record. NCBI's taxonomy places the organism in Eukaryota, Metazoa, Arthropoda, Insecta, Hemiptera, Phylloxeridae. Gene Ontology annotation, molecular function: nucleic acid binding.
AUGGGUGACUUACCUAAGGACCGAGUCGAACCAGCGCGAGCCUUUGUUAAAUGUGGCGUAGAUUUUACUGGUCCAGUGUUUGUGCGGUCUAGUUUGCGAAGAAACGCGCCUAAGACUAAAGCGUAUAUCAUGCAUGAACUUUUAGCUAAACCAGAAAUUAAAAAUGAAUUAAGUAAUAAAGGAAUUCAAUGGCAUUUUAUUCCGGCCCGUAGUCCUCACUUUGGCGGAUUGUGGGAGGCGUCUGUUAAAUCUGUUAAGGCACAUUUGCUCAAAUCGAUUGGUAAUGCUCUGUUUAACUAUGAAGAAUUAUAUACAAUACUUAUUCGAGUAGAAGCCAUAUUAAAUUCACGACCUUUGACACCUUUAUCCACGGAUCCAAGUGACUUAUCGGUUUUAACACCUGGUCAUUUUUUGAUAGGUGACUCGCUAUCCGCUUUUCCUGAACGUGACGUAACGAAUAUUAUGGAGAACAGACUAACUCGCUGGAGGCGUGUUGUUCAAAUUACGCAAAAAAUAUGGAUUAGAUGGAAGAACGAGUAUCUCAAUCAGUUACAAGAGCGAAAAAAAUGGUCACAAUCAAAUGGUCCUGGUUUGAAGAAAAACACUGUAGUUCUCAUGCGUGAUGAAAACUUGCCCCCUUUAAAAUGGUCAAUUGGAAGAAUAAUGGAAGUUCAUAGUGGUUCUGAUGGCGUCGUACGAGUGGCUACUAUCCGUACAGCAACCGGUGUAUAUAAACGAGCUGUUCGUCAAUUAUGUCCAUUACCUUUCGAGGGAAAUUGUACAGCAAGUUCAAAUAAUUAA